AUGAACACUAUCCGACAAGCUCAAGCGGACGAUAAGGCGUCCCACGCUGCUAUCCUAGAAAAAUCCCCACACCAGGUUGCAUGGGAUCCCCCCCCCCCCCAGGGAUGGGUAUGCGUCAACACUGGCGGAUCUGUCAAACAACCUGGUUCGAUAGCAGCAGGUGGUGGGGUCAUCUGGGACUGGACGGGAAAGUGCAAGGGAGCUUUCGUUGUGAACCUGGGGCGGUGUACGAUCACUAGAGCAGAGAUUAUGGCGGCCAUCAGAGGGCUGCAGAUAGCUUGGAGGGCUGGCUUCCGUAAAGUCCACCUCCAACUGGACUCCAUGACAACGAUUACCAUUCUUACAUCCCCGGGACCAAACGAAGCAUCGAUAUCACAACUUGAUUCAAAAAUUCAAAAGACUUCUACAACAUAA
This is a messenger RNA of Linum tenue, 414 nucleotides long. NCBI's taxonomy places the organism in Eukaryota, Viridiplantae, Streptophyta, Magnoliopsida, Malpighiales, Linaceae. The record is from the annotation of a GenBank genome assembly.